AAACACGUAAGAUACGUUUAUUACUUUUCAAUCAGAAAACUCUUAAAAUGAGCGAAAAUCAAACAACCUAUACGUUCGAGGUUGAACCAAUGACUUGUUCAGGAUGUACAAAAGCUGUUGAAAAAGCGUUAAAUAAUCUCGGAGGGAUGGAAUCAAUCGACUUCGAUCUCGAAAAAAAGACUGUAGUGGUUAAAACUGCUAAAUCACCUAACGAGAUAAUUGAAGCCAUCAAAAAAACUGGGAAAACAGCCAAAAUACCCGAAUAGAUUGAAGUUCUAAUUAAUAUUUGUUUAUUUGCUUUUUAUGAACCUAAUAUUCCAUUCUCAUUCUCUUAAAUAAAUGCAAACACAUAUUACUUAUAUUUAAUAUUUAAAUGAUUCUUAAUUAAUAUAAUUCAGAAAUUAUUAAAUGACUGGUAAUAUUUCAUAAAACAAAGCAGUUUCAGUACUUGAUCCUUCCCAACCUCUAUUACCGGAAGUUGUUAUCAUAUAGCGACAAUCGUGAUCAAUUACUUAAAAUAAAAAUGGAA
Rhizophagus irregularis DAOM 181602=DAOM 197198 is the source of this 529-nucleotide messenger RNA. RefSeq lists its product as uncharacterized. Gene Ontology annotation, molecular function: copper chaperone activity; metal ion binding. Gene Ontology annotation, biological process: copper ion transport. Gene Ontology annotation, cellular component: cytosol. The record is from RefSeq and is a predicted model, not a curated record. Lineage: Eukaryota; Fungi; Glomeromycota; Glomeromycetes; Glomerales; Glomeraceae.